UCUCUCUCCUCCAUUCGUCUCUCAGUGAUGAGCUGAGGUCACAUCUCUCUUCUUUUGUCUUUUGUUUUUCCGUCGUCGUUGUUGCGUCUCUCCCCCGGCUGGUUUCGGCUGGUUUCGGUUCGGUUCGGCUGGUUUCGGCUCGGUUCGGCUGCUGUUUGUCGCAGAUGCUUCAGGAGGAGGAGGCUGAUGGAUCCAGAUCAUAGACGCUGCAGCGCAGAUUCCAGGAGGCGCUGCAGAGAGUGAAGAUGGCCAACACCGUGGCUUCCUACGACCAGCUGGCCCACCAGGUGGAGGCGCUCCGCAAGGAGAACUCCCACCUGAGGAGGGAGCUGGAGGACAACUCCAACCAUCUGUCCAAGCUGGAGACAGAGACGUUCAGCAUGAAGGAGGUGCUGAAGCAGCUCCAGAGUAAACUGGAGCAGGAGGCGGGAACUCUGGCUUCAUCUGGGAGGAGCGACGUCCUGCACCAGCUCAAAGAGCUGCACAUGGACCUCACCAACUACUAUGAACUCAAACACCAGCCUCAUAACCUGAGGCUGCUGGCAGGGGCGGGGCCAGGCAUGGGCGGAGGGGCGGAGCUAGACGACCACCCGGCUUCAUCCCGCCCCUCCUCCUCGUCCUGCUCCAUGGCGAUGGGAAGUGGAGCCAGAAGCCCUCUCAGACCGUCGUCACGUCAGAGCGCGGCAUCGGGAGGGUCCGACGCCGCCAUGAUGCCACAUCACUUCCUGGACGGAGCCCCGCCCAGAACGGCGGUGAUCAGCGGACAAGAUGGACGCCUGGAGGAGCUGUACAAGGAGAGGAACCUGCUGCUGGGGGAGAUCGACUGGGAGGAGAGGGAGCGCUGUUGGUACUUCAGCCAGUUGGAGGCGCUGUCACAGAGACUGGCCCAGUUACCACGGAUCGACACUUUUUCUCUCCAGAUGGAUCUGAUCCGGCAGCAGCUGGAGUUUGAGGCCCAGCGGGUGGAGCUCCUGAUGAAGGAACGCUUCGGUACCAGCGAGAUGGUUCAGAGGACUCAGGUUCGUGUCGCUCGUCUGGAGCAGCUGGAGAAGGAGCUGCAGGAGGCGCGAGGGAGUCAGGAGAACCAGCUACAGUUGUCUGGUGCUGAGAAGCCUCCUGCUGGAGAACCAGAGAACUGCAGCUCAUCAUCAGGACCAGAACCUUCAGAGGGAAACAAGGUGGACAUGGUCUUCUGGCUGCUGUCCAUGCUGGCCAACAGGGACAAGGAGGAGAUGUCCCGGACUCUGCUGGCCCUGUCCAGCUCUCAGGACAGCUGCAUCGCCAUGAGAAAGUCCGGCUGCGUCCCCCUCCUGGUCCAGAUCCUUCAUGAGGCUCCUGGGGAGGCGGCGCCCGGCGUCGCCGUGGAGACGGGCUGCAGCCGCGAGGCCAAGUCCAGAGCGAGCGCCGCCCUCCACAACAUCAUCUACUCCCAGCAGGACGAGGGCCAGGCCCGACGCGAGAUGAGGGUCCUGCACAUGCUGGAGCAGAUCCGGACCUACUGCGACAGCGGCUGGGACUGGAUCGAGAGCCACGCCCCCAAUGGAACCAGAACCACAGAUAUUCCUGAACCCGUGGACCCUCAGAUCUGUCAGGCCAUGUGCGCCAUCAUGAAGCUUUCCUUCGAGGAGGAGUACCGGCGAGCCAUGAACGAAUUAGGUGGUCUGCAGGUGGUGGCUGAUCUGAUCCACCUGGAGCAGGACAUGUACGGGAUGCAGAGCGACCCCAUCAACAUGGCUCUGCGCCGCUACUCAGGGAUGGCGCUCACCAACCUCACCUUCGGGGACGUCGUCAACAAGGCCACCCUGUGCUCCAAGAAGAGCUGCCUCCAGGCUCUCGUGGCCCAGUUGGCCUCCGACAGCGAGGAGCUUCAUCAGGUGGUGUCCAGCAUCCUGAGGAACUUGUCGUGGAGGGCCGACAUCAGCAGCAAAAGAGUCCUCCGAGACAUCGGCUCUGUGUCUGCACUGAUGACCUGCGCCCUGCAGGCCACCAAGGAGUCGACGUUGAAGAGUCUUCUUAGCGCCCUGUGGAACCUGUCGGCUCACAGCAUCGAGAACAAGAUGGCGCUGUGUUCAGUGGACGGCGCUCUGGGCUUCCUGGUGAGCACGCUGACCUACCGCUGCCAGACCAACUCGCUCGCCAUCAUCGAGAGCGGAGGGGGGAUCCUCCGAAACGUGUCGAGUCUGGUCGCCACACGAGAAGACUACAGGCAAAUCCUCAGGGACCACAACUGCCUCCAGACUCUGCUGCAGCACCUGCGAUCCCACAGCCUGACCAUCGUGAGCAACGCCUGCGGGACUCUCUGGAACCUCUCAGCCCGAAGUCCAAAAGACCAGGAGCUGCUGUGGGACCUCGGAGCAGUUAGCAUGCUGCGCAACCUUAUCCACUCCAAGCACAAGAUGAUAGCCAUGGGCAGCGCCGCAGCUUUGAGGAACCUCCUCACAAAUCGACCACUGAAGUAUAAGGAUACCGCAGUCGUAUCCCCCGGCUCCUGCAUGCCCUCCCUCUACAUGAGGAAGCAAAAGGCUCUGGAGGCGGAGCUGGAUGCCAAACACCUCGCGGAGACAUUUGAUACGCUGGAGAGACAGAGCCCCAAACACCUGACUCUUAACAAGCCGCUACGUCACAUCGAGAGCCUGGCGAAGGAUUACGCAUCUGAUUCCGGUUGUUUUGAUGACGACGAGGCCCCGAAUAUAUCCAGCAGUCUGGACACCGGCAGCUUCUCCAUGUUGUCCAUGUUUCUCACCAACUCCAACUUCCUGCAAAACCAGCCACGUAAGAGGGACAGCGAACCUGAGAGAGACGUCGACCCUGGUCAAACGGCUGAGAAGAGACACGCCCCUUCCGAUGACGUCGUCUCAGCUGCUGCAGAGAAGUUAGCAAAAAAGAUCACCAACACGGUGGCCAAGAUCGACAGGCUAGUGGAGGACAUCACCAUGCACACGUCCUCGGAGGACAGCUUGAGCCUCAGCUCUGAGGACCACCUGGCAGACUGGCCUUACGGACUAGAUGAACUCAAUGAAGCCCGGGCCAAGUCCUGCUCUCCCUGCCGUCUCUCUGAUACGAGCAGCUUGGCCCACAGAGACCGACUCAGCAGAGCUCACGCGCUCCUGCGCCUCAAAGCCGCUCAUAGCAGCGUAUCGACAGACAGCCUGAACAGCGGCAGCAGCGACGGUUACUGUGGCAGCAAAGACCAGAUCCGGCCUGCACUGAGAACUACGACCAAGCAACAACGGCCCAACCAGCUCGACCUCAAGGUGGCUCAUCAGGAGUACCCUAGUCUGGGGAAUGGAGGAUUUAAUGAGUCUAAGCAGCAAGAUAUUCCAGAGAGAGAUUUUGUGGACAACAAAGACAUAAAACCUCUAGAGCUCAGCUACACAGAUACAGAAAAGAGCCAAGAGCCACAAGUACAAACACCUGUCAGUGUGUCCACUAAAAUGUCCUCUGACGUCAGCAUGACCUCAAUUAAACUGUCACCGUCUUAUCAGCAGGUGCCACUUAUUCAGAGUGUGGCCAAGUUUGGUGUAGCAAAGACCACCAUCAAUGUCCAGGCUGCCCAGGCAAUGAGGAGGCAAGCAUGGGUACCUACUGCCAUGACUGGGGGAAGUAUCACCAAGUUCUCUCCAAUGACUUCAACCAGAAGUCCAACCAUUGGGACGAUGGAGACGGUCCAGAAAUACUCUGUGGAAAACACCCCGAUCUGCUUCUCCCGCUGCAGCUCCCUGUCCUCCCUGUCCUCAGGGGACGGGGCACUGGACGGACAAAGUGAGAACGAGCUGGAGAGUGACUCAUCCUUAGAAAUAAUUGAGGUGGAAGAUGGAGAAGUGGUGAAGAGGACGGAAGAGGAUGAAACCUUGGAGGAUCUGAGUGACAGCCAGCUGCUGAUGACCGACUCAAAAACCUUCCCCAGCAAAGAGACGCAUCCCAUUGAGAUCCCAUGUCCCGCCAAAAGAGAAAAGGUUUUCCUCAGAGGAGCUUCACCGGCAAUACUUGAAGACAGAUCUCCAUCGAGUUCAUCUGAGAACUACAUCCACGAGACGCCGCUGGUAAUGAGUCGCUGCAGCUCAGUCAGUUCACUGGGCAGCUUUGAGUCUCCCUCUAUCGCCAGUUCAAUCCAGAGUGAUCCCUGUAGUGAGAUGAUUGACGGAACAAUUAGCCCUAGCGAUCUUCCAGACAGCCCGGGGCAAACCAUGCCUCCCAGUCGAAGUAAGACUCCCUGCUGCGUCGAGUCGAAUGGACCAGAAACUCAGACCACGGGAAUCGCGGGUCAGUGGGAAAACAGUCUGCGGAAGUUCAUGGAGAUCACGGACUCUAAAGAGAGGUUCAACCUUCCUCCUGACCUGGACACCAUGAUCUACUUCACUGUGGAAAAGCCCACUGAGAACUUCUCUUGUGCUUCCAGCUUAAGUGCUCUGCCUCUGCAUGAACACUACAUACAGAAGGAUGUGGAGCUGAAACUGACCCCCCUACUCCAGCAGAACGACAACACCCUCGCUUUCCCUGACGAGGACGAGCAAGGACUCGACAAUGGGGAGCGAUACAGUGAGGGCAACUCGGACGACGACAUCGAAAUCUUAAAGGAGUGCAUUAACUCAGCAAUGCCCUCCAAGUUCAGAAAAGUCAGACCUUCCCUGAUGACGACCAUCCCUCCUCAUAUUCUCAAUUCCCAGAUCCGAAAACAAAUACAUCUUCCAGUCUACAUGAUGCUGCCAAAUGGAAAAGCCCAAAUGUGUCACGGCAGGAGGAUUGUCAUCCCACAAAAAGACUUGAAAUUGGAUGAUUCGUCCUUUACCGACUCUGCUGAAGGUACGCCCGUCAACUUCUCCAGCACAACAUCCCUGAGUGAUGAAACACUUCAAUAUCCAGUGAAGGACAGAGGAGCUAAAGAGUGCACCGCUAAAGGCAUGAACAAGCAAGAAGUGAUUGACGAUGAGGCAAAGAGGAUCGAAGACUUGAGGAUAUUCUCACACUUCCACAAACCCACAAACAGGAUGAACUACCCACCUGAGGUACAAGUGAGCCGAACAACCAAACAUGUCGUCCCUACUCAGAGGGUGUUGAUGCAGAGCAAAGAAGUCGCUGACAGAGUGGCCAAACAAAAGAAUCGCGAUCAUUCUCCUAACCAACAAAAGAGGCGGCAAGGUCAAGGCCCGGUCAGAAAACUGGAACUUCCUGUCAUCAAGCAGAACACAGAAGCUAACCUGAAUGUGGGAUCGCAAAAAGGAAAAACGUUGUUUCGACAAAUGACACAUUCUUCAGAGGACAGUAACAGCUUCUACGAUGAGGGAAAUGAAGACAUGAUGAAACAAACGAGUAGAAAACAGAUGAGAGACGUGAGAAGAAAUUCUCUCUCCCAAAGCAUGACUAAUAUAGGACGGACGGAUAACUGCCAAACGAAGCCCAGAGGGUUUCACAGGAUCAAACAGAAUCUGAUGAAGGAUGAAGCGCUAGCAUGUUACUCACUCAGCUCCUCUCUCAGUUCUCUGAGCGACGCCGAAUAUGAGGAUCACAAAUCACAGGCUCAGCAAAUCUGGUAUAAGAACCGGCACAACAAAACUCUGAAUAUGAUGCAGCAGUCAAAGCCUGUGAACAUCCACUGCCAGUACGAAGAGCAGAGCUCGCCGAGCUCUGUCAGUGUUGAUUCAGAGGACGACCUCCUUCAGAAAUGCAUAACAUCUGCUAUGCCAAAGCAGAGGAGGAAGCUGGCUGCCAGGAAGAAGAAAGCAGAGAACGCUCAAAAACAAAAGCAGAAGGCCUUUGAAGGGUGGGAUGUGGAGGAGGAGAUGGACAGUGAUGACAUGGCGUGGGAUAAAGAUUCAGACCUCAAUAGUGUUGAAUGGAGGGCCAUACAGGAAGGCGCUAAUUGUGUCGUCACUGGUCUCCAGGCGUCAAAGUCUCAAGAGCCGUCCUCCGAAGAGACAGAAUCCGUCCUGUCAUUCAUGUCCACAUCCAGCUUCACACCCAAAGAGAGAAAGUUUGCUAAAGACAAAAAGGCAAAUAAACCUUUAGACUUCGCUCAGCGCAAACCAGUUCCAAACUUACCCGUUGUAUUCAGAGGCAGGACCGUGAUCUAUACCCCCAAGAAAGAGACGGCUCCCUCACAAAGACCUCCUCCUAGAAAGGUACCAACGAAGACGGAUGCCCCAAAGAACCCAAACCUUGCUCAGCACAGAUCAAAGAGCCUCCAUCGACUUGGCCGCCCCCAGGACACGGAACUGUCUUUGCCAAAGAGAAGCUCUACUCCACCUCCAAGGAUACCAAAGAGUUCCUCCUCCGGAUCCUCUCAGAGCUCUACACCAUCCAAACAGUCACAGAGGAAGAUUACAUCCCCAAAUCAGACAAAUAAACCCAUCCAGAAGAAGAACACCACGCCAGCGAGUGUUCCUACAGCCAGUAGUCCCCCAGAAAGAAAGGGACGCUCUCCUGCUGUGAAUCAAAAUGAAAAAUCCCCACCACCUAAAACUCAAAAGUCUCCUGUCCGAAUCCCUUUUAUGCAAACUUCAGCCAGGCAAUCCAGACCUCUGUCCCCUCUGGUCACUAACCAUACAACCAACAGACAAACUAAUCAGGUCAAUGGGAAAAGGGUGCUGCCGCCCAAUCGGUUCGACUUGGUCAGGAUGACUUCGGUCCAUUCUAGUAGCGGGGAGUCUGAUCGCAAUGGAUUCAUGAGACAGCUGACGUUUAUUAAGGAAUCAAAGCCCAUGCUAAGACGUGACAGCUCUGCUCGCAACAACCCAGGAUCUCAAAAUGGAUCCCCCCGCAGAGCAGUUCCCGGAGCUGCAGCCGUCUUCCUGUGCUCAUCACGCUGUCAAGAACUAAAGGCGGCGGUACAAUCCCCAAGAAGGGUCCAGGUAAAGGAUCCAGGACAAGCACAGCAACCCCAGAAGACAAACCCUGGCCUCCAGAAGCACACCACAAACCUCUCCAGGGCUACAUCCAGUGAACGGGACCUAUCUGCAAGACGCCCAUCCAGGAGAACCAGCUCUGAAAGCCCAUGCAGGGUGGCUCAGCGGAACGGGCCCGGCAGAGUGUCCAGUGUCAGGCAGCAACUAGACAAAGACACGUUUAAACGCCACGCGUCCUCACCGAGCAUAAACGUCCUGAGCAGAGUGACCAGCCGUUCCUCCCUGCGCUCCUCGUCGUCUGAUUCCAGUGGAAGAGCAAAAAGUGAGGAUGAUACAAAGAAGAAAGGGCAGAGAUCCUCGUCUCGGCUGAAUGACGGACUGACCUGGAGGAGGAUCAGGGACGAGGAUGUACCUCAGAUCCUGAAAAGCACUCUGCCGGCCAAUGCAUUACCUCUGGUGCCUUCUCCUGAGGCCGAAAAGCCAAAGCCACUAGCUCUUCCAGGAAAGCUGCCAACCAUCUUACUUGCAUCUCGCAAAACAAGUGACGCAACAGUCCAGACAGAAGACUUUUCAAAUAAUAAGACCCAUUCAAGCACCUCUCCAACAGUGGACACGACUCUGGGGACCUCGGAGGAAGUAGCACGACUGAGCCUCCUCAGAAAGAUCAGUUCCACCUCUGGGAACAACCUCCAGGACGGAGAUUCAGAUGGACGCAGCCACAGCAGCGUCUCCACAGGGACGACCGAGAACCACGUGGUCACUUUCCGACAAGGAUCUCCGAGCAAGGCCGCCCGAGUUACGCCGUUUAACUACGUCCCCAGCCCGAUGACCUGCUGCCUGCAAGAAACACUGAACCAAGCGGCCGCAAUCAACGAGAAGUCAGGAGAAAAGACUGAGUCGUAGAGAGUGAACAUGAGUCAAAGUCAGCGCUAGGACGGACGGACGGACGGACAUGAGAGUGCUGGUCCCUAUACCUCGGGUACUGACCCUUUAUUUACCCCGUUCACUGUAUUCAAGUUGUGUUCUCUGGACAAUCGAUCACCGCUUCCAUUUACCCUUAAUAAAGAGUUGGAUGUAUGCAGUGAGGCUGUUCUGACCUGAACGGACCAUCAAUAACUUUUAGAGAUGCACUUCAGAGGAAACUCUCUGACGUGACAAGGAGGUGCAUCGUUUUGUACUUUUUUUUGUAUUUGUAGAAUAAUCAUUGCCUGGUAGAAAUGUAGUGAAAACAUGAAGCAAGAGACAAUGAACUCAGCACAUAAACUACCAUCGGUCUCCUGGAUAUAGUCGACAGAAAGAACAAUCUUAUGCAAACGUCAGCCUGGGAAGCCACGAACUGUGGCCCGUCACAGGACAACUACAUGUAAAGUAUUUUUAACAUGAAAUACAUCGACGCUCUCAAUCCUUCACGACUCAUCACGUCAUCCCUUCCUGUCUCAAACGGAGCCCAGUACGGGUCAGGAAAACAUUAGUGAUGAAGUAUGUUUCAGUUUAGUAGCACUACCACUUUACUUCCAGCUCAGAAAUAUCCGGUAACAUCUAGAUUUGAUCGUGAUCCUCCAACCUUUCACAGUUACUCUUCUGUCCAUCGCCACAUAACCAAGUUGUGCUGACAUUUUCAAAAAGGUGAUAAUUACCAGUGUGUAAACGUUAUUCAUUGAAUUAUACAAGAGGACAAACUAUUAGGAGCCACCAGCGAACAUGUGACUGAUCUCAGCUUUGUAAAGUAUGAGCCUUAUGGUUUCAUCCCACAGGUUUAAAGGCUGAACGGAGGCUUCAUCACUAAUGUUUCCUUUGACACCAACUGGACUCGUUCACCCUCACAGAAAAUAAUAUUAUAACAAAUCCUGUCAUGGUCCAAACCUUCGACUGUACCUUAGAAAUGACGCUUCCUGGUCAGACUGAGGCUGGUGUGGAUGUAGGUUUUAGGUGGUUAAUAUUAUGCUGACGUACGUUGAAGAGACGCCGUCGGUUUGACCAAUGGGAGGAGGUGGAGACACGAUGUCCCUGGUUCAGUUUCUUAAUAAUCAGUAUUGUAAAUAACCUGCAGAUAUUCAGACGCCCCGCGGCAGCAUGCUCUUAUAUUCACUGUAUACAGGCUCCUGUAACUAACCACACCACAGCGUUUCUGGCCAUCUGUGCUCGUGUCGCGUAGAUUUAUAAAAAGCUACGAGGGGUCGGCGCCUCUUCGCCGCUACGACCCGAUGGACGGCGGCUUUGAGUGGACGGACGUGCUGUCCUCCGGACGUCUCUAUAACGUGUUAAUAUCUGCUUAACUGUGUUGCUGUAAAAGUAGUGAUAGAUGGAGAAGGAUAUAAAGACUCAGUAUUCUCUGUAGUUGUACCAUCACUCUUUAAUGUCGCCUGCAGAGCUGGAUGGAGACGAGUUUCUUUGUUUUUUUAUUCAUUCAUAAAAAUUCCCAAAGCAUGUUUUAAAUAGAUAGAAACCCUCCGAGCUCCUGGAUGCAGCCUUCAGGUCACGUUUGAGUCAGACACUGGGCUCAGACUGAGGUCGGCUUCAGGUUCACAGAAUCUGAGACAAAAGAAACAUCUGAAAAACGCACAAACACGAUUUGAGUAUUAUAUGGAUUUAAUUUGACUGGUUUCUGAGAACAUGAGUCAAACUGUCUCGACUGUUUAAAGCAAUGAAUCAAACAUUUCCUGGUUCCUGCUCCAUCUCCUUGUUUUACAUGAAGUUAAACUGAAUGUUUUGGUUCAGUUUGGAAGCAUCAGAAUGAAAGUCAGUGCUUAAAAGGAUGUUUUAUUGGAGCUUCAGGCUUUAGAGGUGGAUUAAUAAUCUGUAUCCGACACAGAAGAGACGGAGGGUUUCACCUGGACAUGGACAUGAUGGACUGAUGAAUGAUGGACUGAUGGACUGAGGGGGAAAACUCCUGGAGGUUUGUCAGCUUCUCUUUGUUCUGGAGCUUCAGCGUGAGCUCGGUCGAACCACAGAGUGAAAUGUGUCAUUAUUAAUGUCUUCAUCCAAUAAAAAGUGGCGUGUUUCCUUAAA
Molecule: messenger RNA, 9851 nt
Organism: Mugil cephalus (flathead mullet)
Lineage: Eukaryota; Metazoa; Chordata; Actinopteri; Mugiliformes; Mugilidae
Gene: apc2
Product: APC regulator of WNT signaling pathway 2
Exons: 14
Coding region: 246-7745 (2499 amino acids)
Biological process (GO): Wnt signaling pathway; negative regulation of canonical Wnt signaling pathway; cell migration
Cellular component (GO): catenin complex; beta-catenin destruction complex; cytoplasmic microtubule
Molecular function (GO): microtubule binding; beta-catenin binding; gamma-catenin binding
Source: RefSeq, a predicted model, not a curated record